UGAUGUAGAUUUCUGUUGAACUUAUAUAAACCAGUCAUAUGCCCACUUUCAGAUGCCAUGGUUUCAGUCCAGUACUUUCGAGCAGGCAAUCGUGUGGAGUGGGGGUCUCUGACCCUGACCUUCAUCAUUGUACCCUCGCUGGUGAUGCAGGUGUUCAGCACCAGGUGGUUUAUGGCUGAUGACAACAUGGGUGGGUGGAUCAGCUGGCUCAUCCAUUGUAUUCAGAUGGGGCCUAUCUACAGGUAUGUCCAGGCCCUACAGACUGGCUGGGAGGCCAGGAAGACCAACGAUCCCAUAGAUUUUGAGCGUCUGUACCAGCAGCAGAGUGACGUGUGCAUGCUGCGGCUGUUUGAGUCCUUCAUGGAGUCAGCCCCACAGCUGAUACUGCAGCUCUACAUCAUGCUUAAAUUGGGAAAUGCCAACUUUCUUACUGGUACCUCAGCAUGUGUGUCGCUGAUCUCCCUGUCCUGGGCCAUCGCUGCCUACAGUAAGGCCAUGAGACAAGUCAGGAAGGACAAGAAGAAGAUCACGUGGGGAGGGCUGUUCCUACAGACAGUGUGGCGUAUCGGCAUGGUGUCAUCUCGGGUACUGGCACUGGCCAUGUUCGCAUCAGUAUACAAGGAGUGGAUCUGUGUUGUCAUUGGCGUUCACUGGCUGUUGAUGACCAUUUGGGUUUGUGUGCAGAAGACAGAUUUCUGUGACACCUGGUGGGAGGAGAGGCUGUUCAAUGCUGUAGUAGGGGUCAUCUACUGCUUCUGUUUCUUCAACAUAAAGGAGGGUCGGACCAGGAGACAUAUUGUAGGCUUCUACACAAUCAUGUUGCUGGAGAACUCAGCUCUGAUGGCAGCAUGGUACCCCUUCAGGAAGCUGGGUGUCUGGUACAACAUCCCUGUCAUGAUGGCUGUGUGGGGAGGCUUCCUCAUUGGGGCAAUCACUAUGACCAUGUACUAUAACUACUGCCACCCCAACCGUGAUGGCAGCAUACCCGGCUGCCCUACACCAGGCCAGUACAUCAAGGCUGCCUUCGGCUUCCACAGAGCCCAUAGUGACGACACUGAACACGACGCCACAGAUCUCCACAUAGAGGAGCUGGAUGACAUAGAAAUACUUCCCAGGUCACGACCUGCCUCCUGCCCACCCAGCAGAACCCCGAGUGUGCAGGUGAAGACACCUGGAACACCUGGCAUUGUGGCAGGAGCGCCAAGUGUUCUGGAAGGUUCCCUAGCAACACCAGAUCUUCACAGCUCCCUGCUUAAAGCUGUCAUGUCAGUGUUAGAUGUUUCUACUACUACUGAAGUAGACGAAAGGUUGCCCCCAGCCAAAUCUUGUCCUGAUAUAUAUAGUGAGCAGCAACGCUUGUCAGAAGUGUUGAGUGCACUACGAAAUGAUUCUUUAAAGUCUUCCUCCCAAGAAGUGCUUUCUGCUGGGGCCGGGGUCCCAGACAAGGGGACCUGUAACCCGUCAUUUACAAAGUCUGAGGAGGUAUUAAGUGAGUGGGGGAAGACCAGGGAUUCCUCUCCGCCUAGAAUCAUCAUCACUCCCUGUAGUCCCACUGACAAUAGCAACAUAGGAAGGCCAGACCCCAAGGUCGUCGUACACAGGAUGAAUUUUAAAGACAAAGGCAGGAAUGGAAGGCAAGGUGUAAGAAUGGGAACUGCCACAUAUCUUAAGAAACCCUUGGUGGGCAGGAGGUAUAUUCCUGUAGAGUCAAGACUGGGUGAGGAUGAUCCUGGUGGUACAGUGACAAAAUCACAGAAUAGUGUAAUGCCAUAUAGUGUUGAAGUUGGUGGUUCCCCAGGGUUAAGGAAGAGGGAGGGACACAGUCCUGCUAACAUGCCAGUGACGGUUAGGUUGGGGAUAGGGUCACCCAGGAUUGAAAAAAGAGGCCAGGGAGUUGCCAAGGAAACAUGGGAGGAGAUAUACCUGACUCCCAAAGCUGGAUCUGGGAAGGCAAAGAAGGCCCUAGAGUUUGCUGAGGACAGUGCCCCUAGCUCUGUCUCAAACACAGUCCAGAAACAAAGCACAAUCAAAGGUACUACGAAACCAAGCAGUGUUAUCACUGACAGCUUACCAUGUGAGAAACAAAAUGAUCCAACAUGUAGUAAAAUAGUAUCAUCAGAAUCCAAAAAUGAGCAAAUGCAUUUACAGAAAUGGCAGCUUUCCAUGAAAAAUGAAAGCGACAAAGCAAGGAAGGAUGCUAAAGACAAUCAUGAAAACUCAGAGCAUGCCAAAGUACUUGAGCAAGUUGAUAAGACUACUGGUCCUUCUGAAGCCAGUGAAUCUCAUGAUCGCAACAAAGUGGGGACUUUGAAACAAAUCAAGAAACAUUCUCCACAAAAAAAGAAUACAAAGAAAGGAAACAAAGAAAACCAUUCACCAAAGCCCCAGACAGCUACAGCAAUCCUUACAGCCAUUGAAACUCCAUCAGUUCACACUAGCGAUAGGACAAUGGAACUGGAAGCAAAGGACAAUGGAAUUAAUGCACCUUCCAUAAGCACAAGUGACACAAAAAUUGAAAAGAAGCUUCCAGUAAAUUCUGAAAUGGUCUUCCCAAAACUAAGGCACUCCCCAUCUAUGUCCAGGAAGUCCCUUUCCAAAAUCCCAUCCAAUGCUGUUUCGGCCAAAGUCACACAAUUCCGUACAAUGACUCCCCCAGAUAGUCCUGGGAACUCCUCACCCAUUCCAAACAAGCUUGACACCAAACGUUCCAAUCCAAAGAAGGAGAAAGGUAGAAAGUCCCUGGCAAAUAUACCAAAGAACACGGUUGCAGAGAAGCUGAAUAAGUUUGGGACCCCAGAGAAAGAUGACAGAAAUAUGAAUCAAACGCUCAGUUCAACCAAGUUUGGGCAGGCAGAAUUACAGACUGGUGUAUCGUCAGUCUGUCAGAAGGAAGAUGAGAAACCAACGGUUGGGCUUAAGGGGUUAAAACCAGUCAGGAAGUCCCUAGCAAAUAUUCCCAGAAAUGCAGUUGGAAGCAGGGUUUCUAAGUUUGACUCCAAUGUGUGAACCAUCCAAUUUUUACACAAUCAUGUAAGAUACCAAAGAUAUCUUGCCAUGCCUACAUGUACAUUGCUGAAAAUGAAGAAUUGGAAGAAUACCUGUUACAAUGAAAUAUUAAGGGACUGCAGGCAGGGUGUAAUGGUACUAGAAAAGUCCCCUUUGACAGACAAGUUUGAACAGAGCUAACUUAAUGAUAUGAUCAAUGGAUGUGAAGAUAAUACCUUCUCAAAAUGUACAUUGUAAUAUACUUUUUACUCUAUAUAUGCAAAUUGAAUUAUAUGUACAUUCAUCAGCAUAUGCAAACUUGAGAAGGUUGAAAUUUCAAUUAUGAUCUAUGGUCUGUAUUUUGACUUUACUGGAAGAUAUAUCUCCAUAUAGUCUAUAAAAGAAGACCAACUACAAAUGAACUUAGAUAAACUGGCAGGUUUUAUAUGCAGCAUAGAAUGUGCAACUGUAUUGAGCCAUUGAUUUAAGAAGUUACACAGAAGCACAUUACAAAUGUAGGGUUUUAACUCAUUAACUUGUACAAUAUGUUAUACAGCAUUUAUAUGUAAUACUAUAUAGAACGAUAUUGAAACAAGUUUACACUUGGAGCUGAACAUUACAAAUUAAGGAUUUUAACUCACAAAUUUGUACAGUAUCUUAUAUAUUUGUAUGUAUCUCUAUAGAAUGGUAUUGAUAGAAGUUUACACAUAAAAGGAGCUGAACAGUGUAAUGUUUAGAGGAAAUAAGUUACCCCGGUAUGUGUUUUUAUAAGCCUCGAGCAAGGAAUGUAUUUUAGGAGGUAAAUUUGCUAAGAAGCUCGAUCUUUUAUUACAUGUAGCUGAGUACUAUAUUCAGACAAUCAUGAUGAUGGCUGCACUAGUGGUGUUUUAUGACAAUGUCACUGUGUAGCAAUAUGUUGCAAGUAAUACUGUUAAGUAUAAAUCAUACUAUGUAAAUUAUAUUUUUUACUAUCCCACUAAAUGCUUCACACCGGUAAUAAUACUGCCAUGCCUUAGAAGAUAUGUGUGGCUUGUCUGUCAAACUUACUACAAUAUUUGUAUUGCUGAUUGAUGAAAAGUAAUAUACCAAAGUAACAGUUACUGAAGAAUCUGCCAGUGGAUGUAUUUUCAAAAUCUGUAGAUCUAACUGUUUUAUAUUUGUGGUGCUUUGUACAUUCACCUGACAUGUGUCUUUGAAUCAUGAAGGAAAUUUGUGGUAGAAAUACAGCAUGAAGGACAUGUUUGUCUGGAAGCCUAAGGAAUGCAGUGAUGGCAGUGUAUUGAUGCAGUGCAUGCAAGAAAUUUAUUCUUAUUGCCUCUCUAAAGAAACUGUGUGAUGUCUGAGUUUGGUGAUUCAUGUAUACAUGUAUAGGAUAUGAAUACAUAUUUUAAAGUCAUGGCAAAUGUGACAAAGCUGGACGAUUUGUUUUAUCUCAUUUUCUACUCACUGUAUCUAAUACAAAAAUACCACAGGAAAUGCAUGUUUUUCUUUGUCAUUUUAUUUGCACCCAGAAAGCAAAUAGAAUAGCCUGUCUGUUGGUACCUUACAUGUAGUUAGGUAUACAUAUUUUUGUACUUGCUAAAAAUAAGAGCUGGUUCAUAUUAUUUUUUACAACAUCCAAACACAGUCCAUCACCACUUCAGUAAAUUAUGUAAAUGAUGUAUUUACAAUGUAGCAUAUUAGUUUGCAUAUAAACCAUAUGUGUAUGAAGAGGGUACAAUAUCACUUAUACAUGUAGAAUAACCAAUAUUAUAUUUUUACAAUUACUGGGAGGGGGUGUACAAUACAAAUGUAUAAGCCCUAGGCCACACCAAUUUAAUUUCUUGGUUAACGGAUUUUUCUAGAAAAACUAAUGGAGCCCGCGGGC
Branchiostoma belcheri (Belcher's lancelet) is the source of this 4852-nucleotide messenger RNA. RefSeq lists its product as uncharacterized. Gene Ontology annotation, biological process: phosphatidylserine exposure on apoptotic cell surface; apoptotic process involved in development; engulfment of apoptotic cell. The coding region runs from base 58 to 3006 and encodes 982 amino acids. The record is from RefSeq and is a predicted model, not a curated record. Lineage: Eukaryota; Metazoa; Chordata; Leptocardii; Amphioxiformes; Branchiostomatidae. The transcript is spliced from 6 exons. Gene Ontology annotation, cellular component: plasma membrane.